Messenger RNA from Pseudophryne corroboree (corroboree frog), 2586 nucleotides. RefSeq names its product zinc finger protein ZFP2-like. Gene Ontology annotation, biological process: regulation of transcription by RNA polymerase II. The record is from RefSeq and is a predicted model, not a curated record. NCBI's taxonomy places the organism in Eukaryota, Metazoa, Chordata, Amphibia, Anura, Myobatrachidae. Bases 160 to 2160 code for a protein of 666 amino acids. Gene Ontology annotation, molecular function: DNA-binding transcription factor activity; RNA polymerase II cis-regulatory region sequence-specific DNA binding. The transcript has 7 exons.
CUUAUUUCCGGACUGUGCGUUCCACAUACAAGAAGUGAGUUUUCAUCGACUGCUGCAGCCUCUCAGUGUCAGUGUCCGUGGAGAUCAGGAACUCUAGCUGUGAGGAACGGAGUCUUUAUUACACAUCACACGUUCUGUAUUCUCUCUGAUUGACCGAGGAUGGACAAGGACAGUAGUCACAGGACUGAGAGGAUAAUAAAAAUCACCCUGGAGAUCAUCUACCUGCUUACUGGGGAGGAUUACACAGUAGUGAAGAAGACAUCCAGUGAGUGUGAGAUACUCAACAGCCAUCCCCGUGUGUCAGGAGGACUGAGUAGAACCCAGAGCCCAAUCACGGUGCCUCCACCUGACUCACUAAUACAUGAGAGACACAAUGACCAAAAGAUCCUGGAACUCACCAACAAGAUCAUUCAGCUGCUGACUGGAGAGGAGGUGGAGUGUAUAGAGGAACACAGGGGUCUGUACAAGGACGUGAUGAUGGAGAAUCACCGGCCCCACACAUCACUGGAUGGGCCCAGUAAUAGAGAUACCCCAGAGAGAUAUCCCCGUCCUCUGUAUUCCCAGGAUUGUACAGAGGAGAAUCACAGGAUCCCACAGGAGGAUCAGGGUGAAGCCCAAUUAAAUAAUAUUAAAAUCAAAGAUACAGAGGGAGAAGAAGAGACGUAUGUGACUGAUAUAAAGGCAGAAGAUAUAGAGGGAGAAGAAGAGACGUAUGUGACUGAUAUAGAGACAGAAGAUACUGAGGAAGAAGAAGAGACGUAUGUGACUGAUAUAAAGGCAGAAGAUAUAGAGGGAGAAGAAGAGACGUAUGUGACUGAUAUAGAGACAGAAGAUACUGAGGAAGAAGAAGAGACGUAUGUGACUGAUAUAAAGGCAGAAGAUAUAGAGGGAGAAGAAGAGACGUAUGUGACUGAUAUAAAGGCAGAAGAUAUAGAGGGAGAAGAAGAUACAUAUGUGAGGGGUGAUCAGCCGUCUAAGGAGAAGGAGAUCCCUACAGAUAUCAGCACAGCAGAUGGACACACAAGCAGGAACAUCUCAGAAGGACAUCUAAUGUUAUCCCCGGAUUGUGACAUAAAAGAUAAUGACAGUAGACAGGAUUCUCCAGGAGAUAAUCCCAUUACCCCAAUUAUACAUCCAGCUCUAUCAGCUGAUCCCUCUGAUCCUGGGAAAUGUUCUCCUGAUCACUCUGAUAUUGGUGCAUCUGUUACAGCUCUGACAGUAGAUACAGUGUUUCCUUGUUCUACAGAUGCCAAAUGUUUUACACAGAACACAAAGCUUAUUACCCAUCAGCCAGCUAAGGCAGGUGAGAAGCCAUUUCCAUGUUCUGAGUGUGGAAAAUGUUUUACAUACAAAUCACUUCUUGUAAUACAUAAGAGAAUACAUACAGGUGAGAAACCAUAUUCCUGUUCUGAAUGUGGGAAAUGUUUUACCCAGAAAUCACAACUUAUUACACAUCAGCGAAGUCACACAGGUGAGAGGCCAUUUCAAUGUCCUGAGUGUGGGAAAUGUUUUCCACAGAAAUCAGAUCUUGUUAGUCAUAACAGAAGUCACACAGGUGAGAAUCCAAUUUCUUGCUCUGAGUGUGGGAAAUGUUUUACAUGGAAAUCACAACUUGUUAUACAUCACAGAAGUCACACAGGUGAGAAGCCAUUUUCUUGCCCUGAGUGUGGGAAAUGUGUUGCCCGGAAAUCACAACUUGUUAGACAUCAGCGAAGUCACACAGGUGAGAAGCCAUUUCCAUGUUCAGAGUGUGAGAAAUGUUUUGCACUCAAAUCAGCUCUUGUUAUACAUCGCAGAAGUCACACAGGUGAGAAGCCAUUUUCUUGCUCUGAGUGUGGGAAUUAUUUUACAAUGAAAUCACAUCUUGUUAGACAUCAGCGAAGUCACACAGGUGAGAAGCCAUUUCAAUGUUCUGAGUGUGGGAAAGUUUUUGCACACAAAUCAGCUCUUUUUAUACAUCACAGACGUCACACAGGUGAGAAGCCAUUUCCAUGUUCUGAGUGUGGGAAAGGUUUUGCACACAAAUCAGUUCUUAUUAUACAUCAGAGAAGUCACACAGGUGAGAAGCCAUAUUGUUGCUCUGAGUGUGGGAAAUGUUUUACACAGAAAUCACAUCUUGUUAAACACCAGAGAAGUCACACAGGUGAGAAACCAUUUUAAUCUUCUGGAGUAUACUUAUCAUUGCUAUAUGUUGUUCUUCAAGGUUCUUCUCCUAUCUCCUAUGCUUUUUGCAAUAUACAUGCUCCCACAGGGUGAAAUAAUCAGGUGUCAUGCCCUCAUCUACCACUGCUAUGCAGAUGACCUGUCUUUUGCUCCAAGUACUGAGAACCCAGUACCAAUCCUAAAUGUCUAGCUGAGCUCCAGGUGUGGGUGAUGCAAGUUCGCUGUGACUCAGACCUGGUGAAUCGUCCUUAUGAUAGAAGCUCACCAACAAAGGGCAGGGCUACAGCUCAGCUUUGCAAACUAACCAGACUUGUGCUUGGAUGUUCAGAGUUACAAAAUGCUGAUCCUGUGUGGAAUCUUGGGGGGUAAUUCCAAGUUGAUCGCAGGAGGAAUUUAGUUAGCAAUUGGGCAAAACCAUGUGCA